CACUUGAAACUUCCAGCAUUGGCUGUUAGUCUGGAACCAACUAAGUUGAACACUGAAGUUUCAUCAUGAGGGACAGAAAUCACUUGCCUGUUUCUCAUGUACUCCUUUGGUUGGCCAUUUCUAGCAUAUUAUCUACUGUAUCACCAAUGAGGAGCCAUUUGAAGCCAAGUGAAGUUCUGAGACAUGGUGGACAUGAUCCUGGCCUUGGCCACUCUUACAGUUCUUCACCAUCUACAGCUAAUCAACAUGGUUCUUACAUGCCUCAUUCAAAAAAAUUCAACAUCCUGUUCUUUGGAGCUACUGGAGAUGGAGUUGCUGAUGAUUCAAAGGCAUUCAAAGCAGCAUGGAAAGCUGCUUGCUUGGUUCCCAGAGCAACCAUAGAGCUACCAUCAGAGUUCAAAUUUCUUGUUAGACCAAUCACUCUUCAGGGCCCUUGCAUGCCUCACCUUGUUCUCCAGAUAGAUGGAACUCUUGUGGCUCCUUCAAGUGUGGCUAAAUCCAACCUCUAUCAAUGGAUCAACAUAAAAUGGCUUCAUGACUUCACCAUACAAGGAAGUGGUACUGUAGAUGGUCAGGGUUUUGUACUGUGGAACAUCUCUGAAAGCCACCACAUUGAGAAAGAGACCAAAUAUGGAUCAUCUAUGAGACCAACUGUAAUCAGGUUGUACAAGUGCUACAAUGUUACAGUUCGCAACAUUCGGAUCAUCAACAGCCCUCUGUGCCAUCUGAAAUUUGACAGCUCUCAGGGUGUCAAAGUGAAGAACAUUACAAUUUCUUCACCGAAAGAUAGUCCCAACACUGAUGGAAUUCACCUUCAGAACACUCGAGAUGUCGAGAUCAAGCACUCUGAUAUCGGAUGUGGUGAUGACUGCGUCUCAAUACAAGCUGGAUGCUCUAAUGUUCAUAUCCACCAUCUCAGAUGCAGCCCAGGUCAUGGAAUCAGCGUGGGAGGGCUGGGGAAGGGAAGUAGCUUGGCCUGUGUCUCCAACAUCUCUGUUAACAGUGUCACCGUCCAAAAUGCUCUAUCUGGAGUAAGGAUUAAAACAUGGCAGGGCGGCGUAGGAUCGGUCAGGAACGUGUCGUUCUCCAACGUGCAGGUCGUCGACGUCGAUGUGCCGAUCGUGAUCGAUCAGUACUACUGCAACAGGAGAUCAUGCAGGAACAGGACGGAUGCAGUGGCUAUCUCCGAGGUCACGUACAAGAAGAUAUCAGGGACCUACAGGUUUCAACCCAUGAAUCUGGCCUGCAGCGACGGCAUGCCAUGCACCGGCGUAGCACUGAGGGACAUCGAGCUGUCGCCGGCGAACGAGACCCAAGUUCCUAGAGAGGCCUUCUGUUGGAAGUCAUACGGGGAGUCGCAAGGUCUCCUUCACCCGCUCAGCCUUGGUUGCUUGCAGAGGCCUACCAGGCUGAUGAAGGCCCAGAUGAAGUCUCACAAUGACACUUGUUACUACUGAUGAGGAAGAAAACAAUUGUUGUGUGAGUUGAAACGUGUUUGGCAAGAUCUUUACCGAUCUAAAUAAGCAAUGUUACGGUUCAACAUCAACAUCUGUU
Musa acuminata subsp. malaccensis (wild Malaysian banana) is the source of this 1554-nucleotide messenger RNA. RefSeq names its product polygalacturonase At1g48100. Gene Ontology annotation, biological process: carbohydrate metabolic process. The record is from RefSeq and is a predicted model, not a curated record. Gene Ontology annotation, molecular function: polygalacturonase activity. NCBI's taxonomy places the organism in Eukaryota, Viridiplantae, Streptophyta, Magnoliopsida, Zingiberales, Musaceae.